Molecule: messenger RNA, 1032 nt
Organism: Echinostoma caproni
Lineage: Eukaryota; Metazoa; Platyhelminthes; Trematoda; Plagiorchiida; Echinostomatidae
Source: the annotation of a GenBank genome assembly
CUGGUCCGAUACACCGAAAUGCUUUUCACUCGGGCUUGGGAGGUCCGGUACACAAACAUUAACUGCCUGGCGAGCAUCCUUUCCGGGUUAGCUGUAUUUCAUCGGGAUUUUGCCACCGCCGUGGUUGACAAUGUGAUUGAAGAUGUACGGGUCGGAAUGGAGUUGAAUCUUCCGCAUCUAAGUCAGCGACGAAUCAGCAUGGUGAAAUAUUUGGGCUUGUUGUACAAUUACUGCCUAGUCGAUUCACCGGUCAUUUUCAAGACACUCUACUCAUUGCUCACCUUUGGCGUGAGCCUGGAUAAUAAUAUCAUCAGCAUUUUGGAUCCACCCGAUUCGCUUUUCCGCAUUACGUUGAUAUGCACGUUAUUGGACACUUCCGGUGAAUUCUUCGAUCGUGGGAAGAAACGACGCAAAUUAAAUAUUUUCUUGGUUUACUUCCAACGAUACUACUGGUUUAAGCGAUCACAACCAAUCUGGGAACAACCUGCAAGUUCAAAAUCUAUUAAAUCGAAUCCACCUGAUCCAGAGCCAGUCGAGCCAAACGCAAACCAGUCAUUGUCCAGCGCUUCCGCUAAUGGUCUACCAAACACUUCGGGAGAAACCGCUUCAAAAGGUGAGGAGCAGCAACCAGGUGAGAGCGGUUUUGAUGCAUCUGGCAGCACGCAAUCGGAUAAAAUACCAGUCUUCCAGCCCAUCCCGUUCCCAUCCGCGGUAGAACAACUGUACACGGAAACCUUGGCACAAUUGCGUAUCAAAGUGUUCAGGGCGAAGAAUCUGGCUCAAGCCGUGAGUCUUGUAAAUCGUCUGGAGACGCGGUAUUUACCACGUCUGGCUCGAUUGAAAGCUACCUACGGUCUAGUAGAAGACACUCCGGGCAACACUGCAGACGAAGGAGCGUCAAACCAAACCGCACGAGCCACUGGACCGGGAAGGAUGGAUCCUAUAGCGGAAGAGAAUGAACAAAAUGNUGCGUGUGUGUGUAAAUUGUUUUCUCUACUGGUCAUUAUUCAUCACUCACAGUCUACUUCCUGA